UCUCCCCGCCCGCCCCUUUGCUCUCCGUCGCUCCCGCGCGCGCGCAGCUGUCCGGCCCCGGCGCCGGAUACGCGCGUGCCCGCGUUCUUCUGUUCAGGCGGUCGCAACCGCGUCUCGCCAUGCCUCCAUCGCCACCUCCUCCCUCCUCGCUCCACCACCAACGACCAACGACGCCGCCUCCUGCCCUCUCCCGCUUCCCGUCGGGCGCGCUGGCCUCCUAGCUGACUGACCUUCCCUUCCCUGCAUCUCCUCCGAGCCUGCGUCUUCCGCUCCCUCCGCGAUGGGCGGCCUCUGCUCCAAGGAGGGCGUCGUGGAGGCGCCGCCCGCCGAGCCCCACCCCGUGGCGCAGCUGCACAAGGCGUCGAGCCAGUCCCUGAAGCAGCUCAUCACGCUCACCGCCAAGGAGGACGACGCCGCCGUCGUGCACGCCGUCAUCUCCCGGACGGAGUCCAACGCCAAGGCCAACGGCGGCAUCGGCGCGCCCGCGCCCGCGUCGGAGAAGACCGCGCCUCCCGUGGUGGUCAUCACGUCCCUCAGCAAGUCCUACAGCACCGCCGGGGCGGCGCCCACGCACCACCGGUGCGCCACGCUUGACAUCGGCGGGCCCGGGACCAACAACGCGCCGGCGCAGGUGAUCUCCAGCGUGCCGCAGGGGUUCUCCGGCGAGCACGUCAUCGCCGGGUGGCCCUCCUGGCUGACGUCCGUCGCCGGCGAGAUCGUCGAAGGGUGGCUUCCCCGGCGCGCCGACACGUUCGAGCGGCUGGACAAGAUCGGUCAGGGCACGUACAGCAACGUGUACAAGGCGCGGGACCUGCAGAGCGGCAAGAUCGUGGCGCUGAAGCGGGUGCGCUUCGUCAACAUGGACCCGGAGAGCGUGCGGUUCAUGGCGCGGGAGAUCCACAUCCUCCGCCGCCUCGACCACCCGAACGUGAUCAAGCUGGAGGGCAUCGUCACGUCGCGCCUCUCGCACAGCCUCUACCUCGUCUUCGAGUACAUGGAGCACGACCUCGCCGGCCUCGCCGCGCUGUCCGGGCAGCGCUUCACGGAGCCGCAGGUCAAGUGCUUCAUGCGCCAGAUCCUCGAGGGCCUGCGCCACUGCCACGCGCGGGGCGUCCUGCACCGGGACAUCAAGGGAUCCAACCUCCUCAUCGGCGACGACGGCGUGCUCCGGAUCGCCGACUUCGGGCUCGCCACCUUCUUCGACCCCGGGAAGCCGCAGCACAUGACCAGCCGCGUCGUCACGCUCUGGUACCGCCCGCCGGAGCUCCUGCUCGGCGCCACCCAGUACGGCGUCGCCGUCGACCUGUGGAGCACCGGCUGCAUCCUCGCCGAGCUGCUCGCGGGAAAGCCCAUCAUGCCCGGCCAGACCGAGAUCGAGCAGCUGCACAAGAUCUUCAAGCUCUGCGGCUCGCCGUCCGAGGACUACUGGGCCAAGGCGAAGCUACCGGACGUGACGCUCUUCAAGCCGCAGCGGCCGUACCGGCGCAAGAUCGCCGAGACGUUCAAGGACUUCCCGCCGACGGCCCUUGAGCUCCUGGACACGCUGCUCGCCAUCGAGCCGUCGGACCGGGGCACGGUGGCCUCUGCUCUGGACAGCGAGUUCUUCAGGACCAAGCCGCUGGCGUGUGAUCCGGCGAGCCUGCCCAAGUACCCGCCCUGCAAGGAGUACGACGCCAAGCUCCGAGGCCAGGAGGCCAGCAGGCAAAACGCAGCGGGCAUCGGAGGCAAGGGCUCCGUAUCCGUCAAACCAGGGAGAGACGACGUCAAGGGCGCCGCGCCAGCUCAGGACGUCGCCAUUGCCGACUACCAGAGGAGGCAGGCGCGCGCCAACCAGAAGAGCACGAGCCACCACUACAGCUCGCUGGAAGACAGCGUGCCGGGCUUCCGCAUCGAGCCGCCGGCCGUGGCCGUGCGCGGGCCGGCGACGCUGCAGACCGGCGGCGGGUUCGGGUCGACGUGGUACAACAGGAGCGACCAGCGGGCGGUCUCGCGCGCGUCCAGCUCCGUCAGGGCGUCGUCGUCGUCGUCGCACCUCACCUCGCAGCGGUCCUACGCGCAGUCCCGGGGCACCGACCUGCACCCGAGCUCGUCGGCCGCCACCAACGCCAACUCCAGGUACAACCGCCUCGACGUCGCGGAGCCGGCCAACGCCGUCGGCCGCCCCGGCUCCUCCCACCACAAGGACCUCGGCAUGAGGGACGCAUCAGCCGGUUUCGGAGCGAGGAACAAGAGGAUCCAUUACUCGGGGCCGCUGAUGCCGCCCGGCGGGAACAUGGAGGACAUGCUCAAGGAGCACGAGAAGCAGAUCCAGCAGGCCGUGCGCAAGGCGCGAGUCGAGAAGGAGAAGACCAACAGGCACUAUUACUGAACAAUGAGGAAAACAAUUGGCAUCAAGUUGGCGAAUUCAUUCCAUGGUCUCACAGACCAGAGCAUUCGUUGCCUCUCCAUCCAUGGAACGGAACAGCGGACAGAUCGUCGGUGGAAGGUGAACACACGAAUGCGCAGCGCAGCGCUCGGCCGGGGCUGCUACGAACGAGUCGGGCUUUUCUUGAUCCAUGUGUAUAAUAGCAGUGGUAGAGAGGCAUGAAAAGCCUGAAACUGACAGGGAGGAGACUGUAUGUAAAGACAUCCCACCCCCACCCCGCAAAGGAAAUGUGUGCGCAUCUGGUCGACUUGUUGCAAUUAGAGACUAUUAACAGCGUAGUUAUCAUAGCUCCAGGCUUACAA
Messenger RNA from Sorghum bicolor (sorghum), 2727 nucleotides. RefSeq names its product probable serine/threonine-protein kinase At1g54610. Gene Ontology annotation, biological process: positive regulation of transcription elongation by RNA polymerase II; protein phosphorylation. Gene Ontology annotation, cellular component: cyclin-dependent protein kinase holoenzyme complex; nucleus. The coding region runs from base 281 to 2368 and encodes 695 amino acids. The transcript is spliced from 6 exons. Gene Ontology annotation, molecular function: RNA polymerase II CTD heptapeptide repeat kinase activity; cyclin-dependent protein serine/threonine kinase activity; ATP binding. The record is from RefSeq and is a predicted model, not a curated record. Lineage: Eukaryota; Viridiplantae; Streptophyta; Magnoliopsida; Poales; Poaceae.